AAACGCUACGUGAGAAGCAUCCCUGCGAUACCAACAUGGCCUUCGCUUCGAGACUUCCUCCCCUGCCUGCUCGCGACUUCGCCGUACGACGAGCCAUUGAGAACAAACCUGGUAUACACCUUAUAUUCGACACUCCCCUCCGGGUUUCCGGGGGAAUAUUUCCGAGAUCCGUAUUCGAUGGGCUCUCAGUAAGAUUCCUCGGCUAUUCUGAAAAAUCUCCAGUCAGGUUUAGAGUGGUCGUCAAAAGAUACGAGGCGGCAUUUCCCUAUGUGGAACUCGGGUACUUCAAUGACGACUCAAGUUAUGGCGAUCAUAUCGUUUUCAAGACUCAAAUGAAGAAAGUUGGAGAUCCAAAUUACCAGAAGAGGACUAUGUCGGGGUAUACCAUACCCGGAAUUAAUGAGUACGUUUGGGUGGGGUAUAACUUCACCGGGACUAAGAAGACCCAGUUCUACUACAAUGAGCACCUUCUCGGAGAGCAUGAAGAAAUUGAAUUUUCUCAGUAUGAAGGUUUCGUCAUAUGGUCAGGUAUAGAAUACAACAACCUGACCAUGUUGGAGAUCCACAUAACAUACGACGACACAGCGACUUCGUCUAUCUUCCAUUUGCGGUUCAUCGUCACCUAUGCGUCGCCGGUCGCCUUCUCCAUACCCAGGUCGUUCGCCGACAACACGCUGAGUUCGUGUCCUUUCGCCGCCUCGCGCGGGAAACCAAUAAUCGCAGUCCGGAGAGGCGGACUGCGAAUGCGGCAUCAAUGGAAGCUCCUCCGUGCGCCCCCUCACAACGUUAUCGCUUCUUCCAUUGAUGGCUGUUCUGUAGAUGCCUUGGUCGAUACUGGUGCCGCAACAUCUGUCAUGGCCAUGGACUUGUGUACUCGGUUGCGAAAAGUGAAGACUCCCAACGGGUGA
Molecule: messenger RNA, 908 nt
Organism: Ornithodoros turicata
Lineage: Eukaryota; Metazoa; Arthropoda; Arachnida; Ixodida; Argasidae
Exons: 5
Coding region: 36-908 (290 amino acids)
Biological process (GO): proteolysis
Molecular function (GO): aspartic-type endopeptidase activity
Source: RefSeq, a predicted model, not a curated record